CGGCGGUAGUUGUCUCCGCUGCUGCUGCUGCUGGUGUGUGAUGCUUGGUGCGCGUUUUGCUUUAUGUGAGAACGACGACGCUCUCGACGGGGAGCGCAGCAGCAAGAUGGCAGCGAUGGCGACGUCGUCGAGAGAUGCGUACUUCAAACAUCGGUCGCGAACCCGCACCACGAACUGGGGCGAUGUGGAGACGUACCAGCUAAUCGAACUGUGGCAGUCGUUCCGCUACGACUUGCAGCAGACGAAAAAGCGCCGGCCUAUCUUCGAGCAGAUGAGCCGACUAAUGCACGGGCUGGGCUUCAAGAGAGACGCUAACGAGAUACAGGGGAGAAUUACGAACCUCGCCUAUUUGUACAGGCGUGAAGGCAAACUUCGACUUGAAAACCCAUUGCGAUCUCCUUGGAAGUUCUGGGACAGUGUACACAAAGUGCUUCGUGGUGAACCACCACGUCGUACACCUAUUCAGGCACGCCAGAUUUUACCAAAGCCAGUUUCCCUGCCAAACACAGAGGCACGGAUGAUUCCACCUGACACCACACUCACUGUGGUCAAUGUUCCUCUACCUGACGUUUCCGUUGUCAAAGUAGAAAAACCAAGUGUGCCUGAGAGCACUUCAGCUGGAGAUGGCCGGAAGAGUCCUCCAGAUGAAUCGACUGCAGCCACUGAAGCCUGGACAGACCAGUCUGCAGCCUCCAUAGUGAAUGGAGAGCAUUCAGAAGAGGAUGAAGAAGGCAGCGACAGCUAUCCGCAUGCAUCCCUGCGCUUCCCAUCCGAGUGUCCAUGUGACAUUCUGAAAACUGUGGCCGAGCAGCAGCGCCUUAUGGCACUGCAGAUUCUCAACGAGGAAGAGAUUCGUCAUGAGGAGAGAGUUCGCAUUGUGCUUGAAAUGGAGAACCGGCUGAAGCAGGAGCACAACAAUUUCAAGCUAGCACUAAUCGAUAGACUCAACAAAGGCUUCACUCAGAUCCUAAUGGCACUGAAAUCUUCCACUACGUCAUAGGGGCCCUGGUGGUCACAUCGUUGGAAGAGGUGCUGCCUUUUUUAGUGCAGCCAGGGAGGCUGGCCUACUGUAGUAGUGCUACCUUCCCAGAGCAACUGCCUGGAAGCAGUUGGGCGUUGCAUUAUUAUGCAGUUUUACCAUAUUAUGCAAUUUAUAAGCCUUUAAGCAACUAGUUCUAUUCUAAUACCAUAGAUACUCUAAGCCGGGAGCAGGCUUAACACAGUGCUACAGACACACUUGUUUUUGUCUGGAUCAAAGUGUGGUGUGGUGUUAGCAAGCUUAGGCACUGCUGAAGACGCAAGACUUGUGUAGGCGUUCAAGAAUCCAGGGCUGGCUUGGCAGGACCAAACAGGAUUGCUUCAUUUUCAAAACUGUGAUAAAGAGUGUUGUUGGUUUCAAAGAACACUGCUGACAAGAACUCAACUUUCUGGCUCGUUUCAGAGCAACAUGAGCUCAGGCAUGACUGUUCACUCCAGGAUUAGGGGUCUGGGCCAUGGAAUGUAGAGCAAUCGAACAGAACCACCUCCCUAGGUGGGAUGUAGAACUUUCUUGUUUGUAUCUCCGAGCCUGCCCAGGUAACAUUUGGUCAUGCGUAUUAACUGUAUAGGUUAGGCUAGGUUUUACAAAUAGGAUGUGUAGGACAUAGUACUGCUGUGCUUAGGGCCCGAAAAUCUUUGGGAUUCUACAGCAGCUUUCAUUGCCAAACUUGGCAUCUUUAAUAGCCUUAUUUCUUACAAUGGACUUUGUGUUGACAAGAGUCAAUACGGUAAUGACAUUUGUGGUCAUGGUGAAUGUGCCCUGUCUUAAGUCUGUGCUUUGUGCUGUGUGCAACACAUGCAUCAAUUUUCCUGUUGUGUCUCAUCGCAGAGUUCAUUAGUAAUCAAGGGGGGGAGUCACGUUUUUGUUGUAUGUGCUUGUUAUAUGUACUUUUACUCUACAAAACUUUUUGUAUGUUGGCAGCUGAAACUUCAAAGGUGUCAUUAUGCUAGUUUUGAGCUUCACAAUUUGUCAAGUGUGGUGACAAGUCCUCACCAUGUAGUACAUAGUGCUUUUAAAAUUUUUUGGGUUUGACUUUCUGUGCUUACUAGCAUGGCAUGCUGAAAUGAGGUAUUUGAGCCUCAUUAUAAUUAAUUUGCAUCUAUUGUGAGAAUAUGUUUGUUAUAUCUGACAUUCAUAAAAGCACAUAUCUUUUAUGCCAGUAUCGGCGAGAAAAUUUUUAAACUUACUUCGCUAUAUCUAAUAUUUUGUUAUACUCUAUGUCAUACUGAGGUUCAGCUGUGCGUUUUAGCAGUCUGUGGAGGUGCGAGUUCACACUUGAACUGCUGAACAUUUUUGAGCUCUUUACACAUGAAGUGUUAUAGAUGUGCGAGUUGUUUUAUUAAUUUUUGCACUUUGGUUCUUGAUGGCUUGUAAUAUGUACCAUUUAAAAUGUCAGUCAUCGCCCUGGUUCUUUUUAUGUUGGUUUGUCUUGUGUACUUCUAACUCAAGCAAAGCCUCCCGUUUCAUCUGCCCUGAUGCCUUUUUGGUACUGGUUGUUGGUGUAGUUGAUAAUGCUUGUAAGCUUUUAUCCCUGCAAUUUAUAACCUAAGAUUUCGGGCCCUAGUCAUGUAUGGCUUUGUUAAUGCAUAUGCUGCCUCUUGUGUUGCAGAAGCCUGGCAACAGCAGUGUAUUUAGCAUAUCAUAUGUGCACGACAUUUUGUAACAUCCUUUGAUAUUUGUGUAUGUUUAUUUAUAUUAAUCAGUCACCUUCUAAUGGCAGGACUUGCAAAACCUGCUCAAAUAAUCUGAAGUUCAAAUUAUGGAUGGCAUUUGAAACUUUCGUUGAACAAGUGAGCUAUUUAUUUACUAGUAAUGGUUUGAUAUGGUGGUCUCUACCUUGCUAGUGAGUGCUGUAUGAGUAAUGUUGCAAGACCAAUAUAUUGUGUGUGCAGGUGAGAAACCCCUCUGCAAGAUGAAGUGUUUUUGGUCUUUAAUUUUGUUGAGACUUGGUCAUUACCAUUGAUGCUUUCUGAAGGACCCACAUGCAAAUGAUGCAGGCAAAAUUUGCACUGCCUUCAUUGGCCAGUAGCGUAUACUAUGGGUGUGCGAAUACAGAUUUUUAAAAUUAAAUUAAUGCAAAAGAGUGGCUGCUUGGGCUAGUUGAUGAAAUGUUGCCUCAGUCUGAGAAAAACCUGUUUUAGUUAGCGAAAAUUUGAAGGAAAUGAGGGCAACAUGACAAAGUGCACUGUCCUAUUGCCUUCAUUUCCUGCUAGGAAAGAUUUUCCCUUGUCUGAAGGAAUUACUGCAAAUCAAAGAGAUAUGGUACUGAAUUGUACAUGACUUGACAGAUUUCGGAGUAAUUUUCAAAUAUGUAAUCUUUUGUACUGGACUUUCGAACCAAGGUAACCAGGAGUAGUCUAGGAAGUGGGAAUCCAGCUGGGCAGUGGUAGUUUGAAAAGCAAAAUAAUUCUGUGGCCUCUUCACUUGCACUUUUUUUUUAUAUAAGUCAUCUAUUUUCAUGCAACAAACUUCAAGGUUUUCUAGAAGGAUAUUUAAAAAUCAAAUUGAUCUGAUGUUUACCUUCACUGUCUCUUUAGAAUAUCUCUCUAAAUGUGAUUACAAUGUUAGCUUUCAGGAUUGCUUUUUAUAAUCAUAAGUUGCCUAGCUCACAAUCAUGUGCUUUUUAAGUAUAGGUAAAAUCUCAUAUCUGUUAGUAUAGAGGUAAAGGGCAUGGAAAUGAAUUGGUAAGAAAUGGCAGGAAAGCUUCAAGUGACUUUUGAUUUUUAAUGAAGGUGUUAUUACAAAUGUCACUGAUGAGUGUCAUUUAAUUAUAACUGCACGAGUGCAUCAUCACUGUGCAGGAAACAUCACUACAAACUAUCCACACCAGAACAACUUGUCCUUGGGCUAGUUGGUGUCUAAGCUUAAAACAUUCUUGGUGCAAGAUUUGGAACGUGAAAUAAGUACAGCUAAAAAGACUGUGAAGUACCAAGGUUUCUUCUGAGUACUCCGCUGUCUCUUCCCUGUCCUUUUUUCGUGUUUGAAACUUUUCACCGGGAACAACAAUUGAGCAAGACUAUCCACACACACGUACACAUACAUGCACAUGACGUUUUGGUAUAAAUAAUUUUAAUAAAGACGCGUUUCUCACUAUGCAAAUGCUGCUUGCACAGCAGGCACUUAUGUGCACUGGUAGAAACAGUUCUUGUGAAUUAGUAGAGUCACCAAGUACAUUAGCCACUGAAAUUAUUUUUUGUCUUAACUUUGAGUACCACUGUUAUAUAAAAAAUGUCUAUCAUGGAAUGCUCCUUCUUGAGAACUUUUUCUGUGCAAUAUUUUAAAGAGGCUACAAGUGCUUAGACACUCAAGUGAUGUUUUCAUUCAAUGUGCAUUCCAUAUGGCCAUGGCUUGACCUGUCUCCAUAGCUGCAAUGCUGAGUGGUGAUGUGUUGCCAACUUCUGUCUGAUUUGAAAUGAGUCUCUUCAAGUGUCGUUUUCUGGUAUACUUUUUUUUUAUUGUUAAUGUAGUGAUGGUGGCCUCAAAAUGAAGUUUACAUGCAGGACUCUGUCUCAGUUCAGAUCUAAUGGAAAAGGAUGAGAUCAGUGUUCCCAGUGUCUUUUAACUGUAGCAUUAGAAUGGCUUUCCUCACUCCUACCCUUACUUUGUGCAGCUUUACACAGAGCCCAGCUUUAUGGGUGAAACGAUUCGACUCCCUUUCUUAUGUGCAUGUAGAAAUGCACAUGCAUAGAGAGCAGCUGUAGCAGAUGAAUGACAUUCUCUAGCAGAAUUGCACCAUUGGCUUAAUGAAACAUGUACAGUUAUUGCAUUUGUUUUGUUUUCUAUAGGGGUGUGCAAAUAUUCGAAAUUUCGAAUAUUUUUCGAAUAGUGUUUGCUAUUCGAUUCGAUUCGUACUGGAAUUUUACUAUUCAAACUAUUCGAACUUCCCAAAGAUGCAGUCAACGUCCGGUUAAAAGUGACCCCUUCAGAUUUUCAAUAUGCUUCGCCUCAUUACACUCUCGUAUUGCGGCAAAGCUGCCUUUCAAGCUCCAUUACGGUCGAACUUAGCCAAGAGACAAAGUCCGAUUGAAAGUGGUCCCUAGAUUUUCAAUAUGCUUCACCUCAUCACACCCUCGUAUUGCGGCAAAGCCGCCUUUCAAGCUCCGUUGCGGUCGAACUUGGGCAAGAGACAGUCAACAUCCGAUUGGAAGUGGUCCCUAGAUUUUCAAGAUGCUUCACCUCCUCACACCCCCGUAUUGCGGCAAAGCUGCCUUUCAAGCUCCGUUACGGUCGAACUUAGCCAAGAGACAGUCAACGUCCGUUUGGAAGUGGUCCCUAGAUUUUCAAUAUGCUUCACCUCAUCACAUACCCGUAUUGCGGCAAAGCUGCCUUUCAAACUCUGCUACGGUCGCAAAUGUAUUAACUCAAGAAAACGCUGGUUCCAAUAUGGAGAUGACAGAUGUGGCAGAGCUGGGGGCUCAAUUAAUGCUGUUUUGUACCUGAAAUUUGGGCAGGAAGUCUGAAAAAUCGGACGCCAAAGCUUUUUAGCAUCCAAAAUUUCAGAUGUUCUCAUAUAUCGACGUCUACGAGGCAGAUUUGGAACUCCGGACUUGAAGGGAGCGCACCCUUGUCCGCCACAUCAGUAGGGCUUCCACAGAAGUUGAAAGAGGAGGAGAGGCUGAAAAAAUGGCAUCUCUGCCUAUCACAUGUAAAGUGUUGUCGGCAACACUUUGGUUGCACCAAAUACAAUUCGGCCUCUACAUUGCCUCAUUCUUGAUAAGAAAGACAACUAUAAAAUAUGGCCUCACCAGCGCUUCAUCAACCUAGCAAAAAGAAACACAUUCAUGUUGCUAUCUCACAAGAACAUACUUAGGGAUUCUCUGCUACUUUUUCUGUAAUUUCACUUCGAAUUAUUCGAAAAAUGUUUGAGAAAUAUUCGAAAAUUAUUCGAUUCAAUUCGCACUCAAUCUUUAUUAUUCGAAUUCGCUUUGCACCCAAAAUUUUGCUAUUCGCACAGCUGUAGUUUUCUUCUAUACAAAAUACGCACACCUACUAUUAAAAAAAUAGCUUAGUAGAGUGGCAUGCUGAAAGUAUUUGUGAAGUCAUAAUAUGCUUAGAUUGGGCAGGGAAAGGUGAAAAUUCAGGGAGCUGUGCAACUGCAACGCGGAACAACGGAGAUGGAUAAAACCUAUAAUAAUUAACUAUAUAUUUUAUGCAGAGCACAUUAAUUCCAUUCGUGAUGAUCGCAGUGGGCCUAUCCUACCAGCUCUAUGCCAUUUGCACACACGUACCAAAAUCAUGUUAGAGUCUUGUUAACAAAAAUUUAUCAAUUACCUUGUAAAAUUUAUCAUAAUGAAUGUCUGUGUCAUCAAAUUGAAAACACUCGUGUUGAAAAACAGUUUUGUUUUAUUCUUCUAGACCACUCUUAUUUCAAGAUAUUCAUUACCAAAUUUGACACUGUAAUUUAAUUUCGCAUAUGAAGGCAGGAGUCUUGUCACAAUGGUACCCUCAAUGGAUGUGGAUGAUUUUAUGUAGCCAGUGCCGUAGCCAGGAGUUUUAUUGGGGGGGAGUACCUCCUCGACACGGCAGGAAGGUCUGGAGAGCAAGGAGGGGAUAUGCUCCCAGUGGUUUGUCCUUGCUGAUAGCAGCUGCUCUCUGCUGACAAAACAAGACCGACCUCCUCUUUUGCUCAAAAUAAGCUGUGUCACAUAUGUAUACUUGUGUUUGUGUGUUCAGACCGCUUCUGAGUGCAAAUUCAGCUUGUUACGUGUCAAAUUUCGCGAUGAAUGUGCUGGGACACACAACUGGUCUAGAAAAAUUUAAAAAAUGGAGUUGUCUUCAAAUGCAAUUGUUAACAAUUUUCUAACAUAAUUUACACUGUAAGCACAAGUCUGAAGUUAAAUCAACAUUUUUAUGUAUUUGCUGACUCUACUUGCAGCUAGAAUCUUGUAUUGUAUAUAUAUGUUGAAAUAGUUGAGCAUCUGCCACUGUUAUUUGAGGCACCGACCAGAAAAAUUGACGCAAGUGUGCUCCCUGCAUGGUUGGUGUUCAGCAGAAGGGAGUCAGUACAAAGGUGCUUGGGAAGGAGACCCAGCUGUUGGGAAAUCGCCAGCAUGGGACUGGGAGCAGUCCUUGCUCCCAACAUCCUGGCCAAGAUAUUGUAGCCAAAGCCAUCAGCUUUCUGCAACUGCUAUUCUUUCUGUUCAUGUAGUUGGCCAGGGCCAAUAUAAGCCCCACCAUUGACACCAAUCCAUCUAGAUCAAUGUGUUAUCACAGACAACAAAAGGUGACCAUGAAGUUCAUUUCAAAUACUGAAGAUGACAUAAAAAUCUAGGAUGGUAGAUGUGUUGUGUGCCAUUUGUGCAGAACAUGCCAAUGUGCUCUACACAAUAUUAAACCUUGAUUUCUGUGUUUAGGUCAAGGAAAGUGGCUUAUUUUACACAUGAGGAGAUGAUUACUUUUAUGUACCUGGAGAUGCUGUCUCCUGCACCUAACUGGAAUAUUUAAGCAAAUAAUAACUUUUUCACAUUUGCAACAUGCCACUCAGUAAUAAGAAGUGACUUGAAAAAUGACUAUGUCUGCUGAGGAUAAUAGAGGUGUGUGUACUCACACUCAUAUAACAUGCCCAAAAUAUUUGAAUGGUGUUCAGAAAAUCAAAUCGUGCCUGUUCAUUUUUAACAACAAAUUGAAUGCACUAUUAUUCAAGAAAUGUUAGUAUUCGCACACCCCUGGUCAACACACUUCUCUAUGUCAAUGUUUACACAUUCUAGCUUCUUCUAUGCCAUUGUGGACGAGAAUGCAAUUGGGCCUUCCAUGUUGGCACUGUUUCACAAUGCUGUGAAACCGGACUUCCUAACGCACUUGGUGAUGUUAUUUGCUUGACAGUGCUUCCACACUCUUUUGAGCAUGGUCAUUGCUUUUAGCAUAGCCAGUAGAACUUGUAAUUCCCGCCAAGGAUUCGUUCAGGUUUACACUGAUAUAUGCCAUGUUAAAGGGGUCAUGAAGCACCCCUUGGGCUUGUUGAAAAAACACAUCCUGCGGAAAGCUGACACGGCUAUGAACUGCUCUGCCAAAUAUUACAGUCGUGCGCGCCGCGUAAAGGCCACAAGCGGAGCGCGAAGUUGCCAUUUCCUCAGGCGCCCUCUUUUCAAACAGAGGCCAGUUCUCACUCUCUUCGGUGGGCGGGGCCUCUGCACGUUGACGUCGCGGAUCUGCCAGUUUAUGUCACAAGAGACAUAGCAUGCUUAUUGGCCGAUAACCGAUGUAAAUCGAGAGUGGCGUUCGGAUCAGGUGCGCUUCUUGCCGCGGGGUGCCGCCACUUGCCGGCGCCGCACUCCUCAGUACACGGUAGCCGCACUCGCGCACGCGAAUCACAACGGGAGAGCGAUCGCGUUUCAUGACGCGCGCUGACGUAACUUCGUUCCCCCGUGUCAUCCCUCCCUGUAUAGCUUCCAGUGCGCUCGUCGGCACGAGAAAAGAGAGAAAGCGCUGAGAGCGUGCGCCAAACUCCCGUAACUCCGCUCAUUCUUGACAGAUUCGAGAAAUUUUUGCGGCAAUCGAUUCAGGAGGCAGUAAACUCCGAUACUGAGGUCAUUAGAUCAUUACUUGGAAAAGUGGUUCAUGACCCCUUUAAGAGCUGAAUGAGAUUUUUCAUUAAUUGAAAAGCAUGAGCACCUUUUGUGUUGCUGUGAAAUAUAUGUUAAAUUUAAUUAACGCUACCAAAUGAACAGAAAUCUACACUUGGUGCACUAGCUUUGGUUAUAUUAAAUGGCACUCCUUAUUUUUAUCCUUGAAAGCAUUGAAUGACAUGGUCUUUUACAAGGCUGACAAUGAUAUGCUUUGGCAUUUAUAGAGUGACUUUGAAGUAUCUGUUCAUGUGAAGACAACGGUGUUGGAUGACAGACAUACAUAUGCAUAGAUUUUUAGUUCCUGAGCCUGUGAGUGCUUUCAUAGAGUUUUUAACAUAUGAACCAUGCACCAGUGAAAUAUAUAUAUGAACGUUUCCUGUAUUGCCAUAACAGGACUCUGAAAAAUACAUAUCAUACUUAUUACAA
Molecule: messenger RNA, 9030 nt
Organism: Rhipicephalus sanguineus (brown dog tick)
Lineage: Eukaryota; Metazoa; Arthropoda; Arachnida; Ixodida; Ixodidae
Exons: 4
Coding region: 41-1000 (319 amino acids)
Biological process (GO): positive regulation of DNA-templated transcription
Cellular component (GO): nuclear body
Source: RefSeq, a predicted model, not a curated record